AGGGCUCCCCGUCUCUCUCUCUGUACGACAGAGGCAGAAAAAGGAAAAAGGACACCACUGGAGCCACGCGUGAAGGAGCGCUGCCCAGGUUUCGGAUGGAAAGGUGUUGUCCGAACCAGCUCUUCACAGUCACAAAAAUGGACCCCAUAUUCACGACGACGGACUAUCCAAGCAACUGGACCAACGCCACAGAGCCCAACGGUACGGAUGUAUAUUGGAACCAGUUCGUGCAACCAGUAUGGAGGAUAGUGCUGUGGGCUAUCGCCUACAGCACCAUUGUAAUCGUUUCCGUAGUAGGUAAUGUCGUGGUAAUCUGGAUCAUUUUAGCGCACAAACGCAUGAGAACUGUGACCAACUAUUUUUUGGUAAAUUUAGCGUUCGCAGAGGCGUCUAUGUCAGCCUUCAACACUGUUAUCAACUUCACCUAUGCCGUUCACAACGAAUGGUACUUUGGUCUGGUGUACUGUCGCUUCCACAACUUCUUUCCCAUCGCCGCAGUCUUUGCCAGCAUCUACUCCAUGACAGCCAUAGCACUGGACAGGUAUGUGGCCAUCAUCCACCCUCUGCAGCAGCGUAUGUCGUCCACUGAGACCAAGGUGAUCGUAGGGGUGAUCUGGGUCCUGGCGAUGUGCCUGGCCUUUCCGCAGUACUACUACUCCAGCGUCGCCCAGCUGCCCGGCCGCGUCGUCUGCUACAUCGACUGGCCUGAGUACACUGUGUGGAACUUCAAGAAGAUGUACCACGUUUGUGUGGCCAUACUCAUCUACUUCCUCCCUCUGCUGGUGAUGGGCUGUGCGUACCUUGUGGUUGGCCUCACCCUAUGGGCGAGCGAGAUACCAGGAGACUCUUCCGACCGCUACCGGGAGCAGCUUACUGCCAAACGCAAGGUGGUGAAGAUGAUGAUUGUGGUUGUGUGUACCUUUGCUACCUGCUGGCUGCCCUAUCAUGUGUAUUUCCUGCUGCACGAGUUCUUCCCUCACCUUUUCGAGGAGACCUUCAUCCAGCAGGUCUAUCUGGCCGUCAUGUGGCUGGCCAUGAGCUCCACUAUGUACAACCCUGUUAUCUACUGUUGUCUCAAUGACAGAUUUCGGGCAGGAUUCAAGCAGGCCUUCCACUGGUGCCCCUGUGUCCCCGACGGCUCGUACGAAGGCCUGGAGCUCAAGUCCACCCGCUACCUGCAAACCCAGACCAGCGUGUACAAGGCCAGCCGCAUGGAGACCACCGUGUCCACCGUGCUGCACCACGGGGAGGAGGAGCAGGAGGCGGCGGUCCGAGGGGCGUCCACGGCUCGCCGUCAUUCCCUGGACCUGACCUCCAACGGCUCGUCCUCUCGGAGCAUCUCCAAGACCGUGUCAGAGACCUCAAGCUUCUACUCCAGCAACAACCUGGCCUAAAGAGCCACCAUGUCUCUGCCUGAUCCGCACAUCUUCUAACACCUGAGGACCAGCGCGGCCUGGCGGCACAUGUUGACAGCCCAUGCGCUCUGCUUGCCAACGCUGAGGUCCUCUUCAGUCAUCCAUGUCCUGCUUAC
Molecule: messenger RNA, 1531 nt
Organism: Megalops cyprinoides (Indo-Pacific tarpon)
Lineage: Eukaryota; Metazoa; Chordata; Actinopteri; Elopiformes; Megalopidae
Gene: tacr1a
Product: tachykinin receptor 1a
Exons: 6
Coding region: 96-1394 (432 amino acids)
Biological process (GO): G protein-coupled receptor signaling pathway; positive regulation of flagellated sperm motility
Cellular component (GO): sperm midpiece; plasma membrane
Molecular function (GO): substance P receptor activity
Source: RefSeq, a predicted model, not a curated record